This is a messenger RNA of Sinocyclocheilus anshuiensis, 1260 nucleotides long. Its product is annotated as carbohydrate sulfotransferase 3-like. Gene Ontology annotation, molecular function: N-acetylglucosamine 6-O-sulfotransferase activity; chondroitin 6-sulfotransferase activity. Gene Ontology annotation, cellular component: Golgi membrane. NCBI's taxonomy places the organism in Eukaryota, Metazoa, Chordata, Actinopteri, Cypriniformes, Cyprinidae. Gene Ontology annotation, biological process: carbohydrate metabolic process; N-acetylglucosamine metabolic process. The coding region runs from base 1 to 1260 and encodes 419 amino acids. The transcript has 2 exons. The record is from RefSeq and is a predicted model, not a curated record.
AUGAGGAACAAGUAUGCAGUCAUCAUUAUCUGCAUUGUGGCACUUGUCAUCAUUGAAAAAGAAAACAACAUUAUAUCAAGGGUCUCAGACAAGCUGACACUUAGACGGACCCCACAGACGGAGCCUCCAGUGCCCUACAAUGCUUCCAACGCUCUGGUAGUAAUGGACGACAACAGUUCCUAUCCAGAGGACAUGUAUGCUGAGAACGGCAUUCAGGCAGGUCGAAAGCACAUCCUCUUGAUGGCUACCACUCGCACAGGAUCUUCCUUCGUAGGCGAGUUCUUCAACCAACAGGGUGGAAACAUGUUUUACCUCUUUGAGCCGCUCUGGCACGUGGAGAGGAUGCUAUCGAUUGGCUCGAGUGGCACAAAUGCAAGCACUUCUGUUUGGGUAUACAGAGAUGUCCUACAGCAUCUCUUCUUGUGUAACUUCUCAAUGUUGGAGCGUUUCAUCAGCCCUCCUCCACGGGACCAUGUCACCCCUGUCCUGUUCCGCAGAGAGUCCAGCAAGGCCCUGUGUGAGGAGCAAGUCUGCUCUCCGGUUGUAAAAGUCGUUUUUGAGAGGUACCACUGCAAGACGAGACGAUGCGGGCCGCUCAAUCUGACCUUGGCUUCCGAGGUCUGCCUAGGAAAACAGCACAGGGUGAUCAAAACAGUGAGGGUCCGACAAUUAGACACACUUCAUUCUCUAGUAGAGGACCCUCGGUUGGAUAUCAAACUCAUUCAGCUGGUCAGAGACCCUCGAGCCAUCCUGGCAUCAAGGAUGGUGGCCUUUGCAAGUAAGUACCAAAACUGGAAAAGCUGGGCAGCGAAUGGAGACGUUCCUAUAGAGGAAGAAGAGGUCAAACGUCUCGAAGGAAACUGUAACAAUAUCCGCAUCUCUGCCGAGUUGGGCUUGAGUCAGCCGAAAUGGCUGAAAAACCGUUAUAUGCUAGUACGUUAUGAGGAUAUCGCCAGGUACCCCAUGCAGAAAGCAGCAGAAAUGUACAAUUUCACAGGGAUUCCGAUGACGACACAAGCACGGGGUUGGAUCCUCAAAAACACGCAUGCGUCAACCGAGGCAAGUGGUGUGUAUUCCACCCAAAAAAACUCUUCAGAACAGGUGGAGAAAUGGCGGCUUAGUAUACCGUUCAAACUGGCCCAAGUUGUACAGAAAGUUUGUGGGCCGACCAUGAAACUUUUUGGGUAUAGGUUUAUAGACAGUGAACAGACACUAUUGAACAGAUCUUUUAGUUUGCUUGAAGAAAAACUAUUUAUUUAG